UGACGGAGGGAGAGCUGUAACCCGAGAAGAGGAGGCAGCCGCGGCGAUAUUAUUAGCCAAAACUCCAAAGCGCCACUCGACUCUUCCAGAUGUUCCAACGGAGGCACCGAGAGAGGACUAGCCCACUCAGUUUGGACGCCAAGGGGCUGUUACGGUUUUUUUCACCUUGAGGAUGCUUCGUUGACGCUACUAAACGGAAAACAAGGGAUUAAACACCACAAUUUUAAUAUUUUUUCCCUCUGUUAUUGCCGGAGAGCCUUACUGACAGUUGGCUAAGUUUGUUUCGUUUGCAUGGCGCGCGUGCACUUCUUGAAAAGUUUUUUGAAAUGUCACUCCGCCAGACUGGAAUAAAAUAGUGCGUUUGGGUGUUAAAAAGGAAACUCUACGACUGUUAAAAAGCAGCUCCACGUUUUUUUGUGGUUGAAGAGGACGAGAGCACACCAUGGCGUUUUUUCACUUGCUUCUCUGUGUGGGAAUGUUGUCAAUGCCCAUGUGCGGAGCGUUUUACCGCGGACCGCUACAGCCAGAGAUGUCCAACGGCACUUUCCAUCACUAUUUUGUGCCCGACGGCGACUACGAGGAGAACGACGACCCGGAGAAAUGUCAGAUGCUUUUCAAAAUGACGGACGAACGUAAAUGUGGACUUGACGAGGACCAGGACUCGGUGAUACGGGACGACUUCACCAUCAUAAAGCGGCAGAUAGAGGACUCGGCCCGGGUGAUUGAGGGGAUAGGGAAGAGCAUCUCGUUCGACCUGGAUGGAGAGGACAGCUAUGGCAAGUACCUGCGCCGAGAGACCACGCAGAUCUCGGAGGCCUUCAGCAGCUCGGAGAAGUCACUGCUGGAACUGGAGGUGAAGUUCAAGCAGAGUCAGGAGGGUGAGCUGAAGGAGGAGCAUCGCCUUAAUGAGGACUUCCUGCAGAUGGUGGUGCACACACGGGACGUCCUCAAGGAGACACUGGACAUCUCCCUUGGGCUGAGGGACAAACACGAGCUGCUCUCCCUCAUCAUCCGCAGCCAUGGCACCAGGCUCAGCCGCCUAAAGAAUGACUACAUCAAGUUCUGAAAAGACACGGUACUGCUGGUGUCAUGGUGUUAGGGAUUUUAAGUUGCACGGUGUGACUUUUCUGGUGUGGGUCCACCACGUGCUUGUUUCCACAAGGAUGUAUGUUAGAGCUUUUUAGGUACAGAAAAUGAUUUAAGUUGUCUUUUCCUCAUGGGAUAUUUAUUUUAAGGCACAAAUAAUCAGACAGGCUUACAACAGCUCCCCUGCUCUUAAAGAGGUGAUAUUAUGUAAAAUUGACUUUUUGGAGCUUUCUACCAUGUUAUAACGUUGUUCCCUCAUCAAACACAUGCCUGAAAUGGUUUAUAUCUCAUACAUGCGUGUUUGAGUAAUCUUGCAAUCUUUCCUGGGCACUUUUUGAACCCUCCUUGAUGUAUCCCACAAGCCUAACAAUGCUCAUGCACAGCCAUUUUUUAUAAGUAUACAAAAGCAUGAUACUAAACAAUACAGUACGACUUCACAAACCUGAUCAAAUGUACAGUAGAGCACUGAAGGGGGAGUGACUUAGUGCAGGGAGCAGGGGAGUGUCAAAAUAGAAUUUUCAACGCAGUACAGCUUUGAAUAAUAAGGCAACAUGGUGAUAUAAAUAUGUUAUGUGUUAACAAUCAACACACCGUAAUGUAUUUCUUUAUGGAUGCUAUUAUUGCUCAAAGUGGCUUGAAAAACAUGCAGUCUUACUGAGAGCGCGGUUGUCUCCAUGUAGAUAGCAAUAACAUUUCCAUAGAAACAAAGCAGGUGGUGGACCCUCUAUGAGAAAAGUUACAUAGUGCAUCUUUAAAGCAAAAGUAGGAAAUGUUCAGGGAAUUAGUGCACAUUACUAUUCACAUUCACAUUUACACCGUACUUUAUCUACAGGUGUGUUCACACUUACACAAACAUCAUAUAAAAAUGGAGCGGACAAGUUUCGACAACAACUUAACCAGAACUAGAAACAGGAACCAAACCAAGUCUACAUCAAACCAGGAUAUGUAUAAACGCACUCUAAGCAGUACAUAAAAAUCUACUUUUACUUUACUACACUUUGGUACAUGUAUCAGCAGUUUGUACUCCGCUAUUUAUGAAUCAGUGCUUGAUUCACUGUACCACUGCUCCCCUCAUUCUGGGAGCUUUAAAAACUCCUUUUUGUUAGUUGUCACAAUCUCUGAAAUACAUCUUCUCUCAGUUUAACGUUUAGUUAAAGAGGGGGUAUAAUUGAUCUUCUUUUAGCUUUCUGCCAUGUUAUAAAAAUGCCUUAAGAGGUUUUAGAUGUCAUCCAUGCAUGUUUCCCUAUUUUAACCGUCCUUAUGGUUAGCUGUACGAUCCUGUGCAAUGCUCAGUCCGCAAGCCUACGUCAUUUAUGCUGUCACAUGACAAUUCUCCAUAAAUAUACAAAAACAUGACAAAACAUAUACAAAAUUGUACACAGCAACUUGACAAACCUGAUUUAAUGUGCAGUAGUUUCAUUAGGGGGAUGCACACUGAUAAUGUUGUGAUAGCGAUGUGAUGUGAUUACUUUGCGCAGGGAGCAAAGAGAGGGGAGACUCAGAUCGUUCAAAAUAAUAAAAUGUAACAUGGUGAUCUAAAUAUGUUAGGUGUUAACAACACCUCCUAGAAGUAAAAUACCCCCUCUUUAACAUUGAAAAAGCACAAAACAUGCUCAAAAUAUAAGGUGCUAAAGACAACGUAAUGCAGAAACAGAGUAUUUAAAAUAUAGAUGUUUAUAAGAUUGAUCACUCACAAGUAGCCUACAUUAGACACUUUUACUUGAGUCCUAUUUUUAUAUUGUCAAAUAGACCUAAUGCAUCAAUAUAAUAUUCUUGAAUAUGAUUUCAACUCCAUUUCUCUGCAGUUUACCUUCCUCAUUGUGAGGCAUUUUGAUGAGAUUGCUCUUCACUCUGCUGAGGGCUCAUAUUUGGGCUGUAUGAUUUUGUAACAUUUAAGUUGUGAUUUUUGGACUAUUAUAAUCUAUUGCAUUGGCAUUUGCAAUAUAUUUUUCAAAUCAAGAUUCAGUUCCUAAUGGAAAUUUUAAGAAUAGCUGCAGAUUUUUUUUAUAUAAUCAUUCAUUGUGAUUUAAUUUAUUUUUGUAAUUUUCCUUGACAGUGUAGAUAACAAACUUCUUCUGUUGGUGUUUAAAGUACCUGACUAUUUUUCUGCAUGGAUAUUUCUGUACCAGAAAUGUACUGUGUGAAGUGAGUCUUAAACUUUAUUGAGGUGAAUAGAGACAGAUGUUUCAUGUUUGGAUAAUUGACAAAAGUAGGGGUGACGUUCUGCUCUGGAAACUUUAAACAUUUGGUUUGGCUCUUCAGGCCAAACUCCACUUCUGUGAUGUAAGACAGUAACAUGAUUUAUCAGACCAGCAACCAAAAUCUAAAAGGUUUCAUCUUGUCAAAAAUUAAUCCACAAAUUUUGUCUUCUUUUUAUUUUCAUAAACUUUGAUGGUUAGACAAGUUAAAAGAUGUUGUUACCUUGUUGACUUGUUUUGGCUCCAAGCUGCAAGCCCUUUUACAACACAGUUCUGAAGAAGACUUGAACAUGGCUUACAUUCAAAGUAGGGCUACCCAAUAUAUGACAGUGUGUUUAAAUACAUUUUCAAUUAAAUCCGAUGGUUUUCAGUGUUAAUUUUCAGAACAUAAACAAUACAGAUUUUAAGUUAUUGCUGUUUUUCAAUUUUAUGUCAAAUUACUUCACCCAAUGUCUGAACUCUGCUCCAAACCACAUUCUUUUGCUCACCAAAGAUUUGCUGUAGACCUUGAGAUAUUAAAGACCCAAGCUAAUCAUUGAGUAUUAGAAAUGACUGAAAUUCGAUUAAAAUGUCAUUAAUUGCCUUAAAUCAAAGUGACAUUUGAACUUUAUGGUGUCUUAUUUAUUCUGUAUAAAUCAUUUUAACCCUGUAGUUUAGACCUCUACAAACAUGCAUGAAAAGCAUGGGAUUGUUGUAUUAGUUUAGCUGUGUUUUCUUUAUUGUUAUAGUACCUGGGCAUUUUUAAAGGGCCCAUAUUACGCUAUUUUCUGAUCUAUGUUAUAAUGUUGUUUGUCAAAAACAACCUGGAGUUGUGUUUUGUUUCAUUCACACAUGUUUAACACAAAUCCUGCUGAGGUCUUCUCUCAAACUGAAAACACUUUGCUCCACCUUUUGAUGUCAUGGGGUACACAGGAAGUAUAUAUGUAAGUGCUUCACUGUGUUUUUAAAUGCCGUAAACCUUCAUUAGAAUCCUUUGGAUCAUUUCCAUCCUGGAAUUGCCAAUAUCAACUAAAAUCUACUAAAACUUAACUUAAACUACUGCUUCAUGACAUGACAAGGUGGAACAGAGCAUUUUGAGCUUUGGAGAUGUAGACAGAUUAAUAAUGCUGGGUUACUCAAACUGGUGUGAAUGAAACAAAACACAAGUCCAGGUAUGUCUAAUGAGGUAACAACAUUAUAACAUGGCUAAAAGCUCACAAGAGUCAAUUUGGCAUAAUAUAGAACCUUUAAAACAGACAUUGUGAACUGAAUCUUGAUCUAAGUCUAUCCUUUGUGUAAAUGUGUAGAUACAAACAGCUUAUUGCAAGCUUGAGUUGUAUUCAGAGCAGGCAGACUUUGCACAGCCCCCGUUCCACUAAAGCUUUGGACAUAUUUACUAUAUAAUAUUUGUUAUAUCUUAAUAAUUAUUACUUAUCAAUGGUGUACAGUGUAUUUUAUGGGCUAAUAAUAAGUAAAUACUGUGAGCAUCAUUGUCUACAGAAAAUUAUUGUAUUCCUGUUUAUAUUUGUGGAUAUUUGAACAAGACUGCGGGCAGCUCUAUAGUAUAUACUGAGCAGUUAACAGUGUUAUUUUGUGUGUGCCAUCUUAAAUAAAAGUCUGUUUA
Periophthalmus magnuspinnatus is the source of this 4887-nucleotide messenger RNA. RefSeq names its product fin bud initiation factor b (gene fibinb). The record is from RefSeq and is a predicted model, not a curated record. Bases 443 to 1066 code for a protein of 207 amino acids. NCBI's taxonomy places the organism in Eukaryota, Metazoa, Chordata, Actinopteri, Gobiiformes, Gobiidae. The transcript has 2 exons.